Molecule: messenger RNA, 818 nt
Organism: Saimiri boliviensis boliviensis (Bolivian squirrel monkey)
Lineage: Eukaryota; Metazoa; Chordata; Mammalia; Primates; Cebidae
Source: RefSeq, a predicted model, not a curated record
CGUGAGGAGGGAAGUUGUGGAAGUUAGGGGAGACGCCCGCCCGCCGGCCCGGGCCUCGCCUACAGCCGCUCCCCCCGCCUCCUCUCCUCCCCGCCCCGAGCCCUCGUCUGCCCGUCCUUCCUUCCCCUCCCUUGCAUGAUGGAAACACCAUGGCUGCGGCGGCCCAGCUCUCUCUGACACAGGUGGAUACCAGCAAUACUGGAAGGGUGUUGGCUUCUGAUGCUGCUGCUUUCCUGAAAAGAUCAGGGCUUCCAGACUUGAUACUUGGAAAGAUUUGGGAUUUAGCCGACACAGAUGGCAAAGGUAUCCUGAACAAACAAGAAUUCUUUGUUGCUUUGCGUCUUGUGGCAUGUGCCCAGAAUGGAUUGGAAGUUUCACUAAGUAGUUUGAACUUGGCUGUUCCACCACCAAGAUUUCAUGAUACCAGUAGUCCUUUGCUAAUCAGUGGAACCUCUGCAGCUGAGCUCCCAUGGGCUGUAAAACCUGAAGAUAAGGUCAAAUAUGAUGCAAUUUUUGAUAGUUUAAGCCCAGUGAAUGGAUUUCUGUCCGGUGACAAAGUGAAACCAGUGUUGCUUAACUCUAAGUUACCUGUGGAUAUCCUCGGAAGAGUUUGGGAAUUGAGUGAUAUUGACCAUGAUGGAAUGCUUGACAGAGAUGAGUUUGCAGUUGCCAUGUUUUUGGUAUACUGUGCACUGGAGAAGGAACCUGUGCCAAUGUCCUUGCCUCCAGCCUUGGUGCCACCUUCUAAGAGAAAAACGAAAUACUGUUUUUUUCCCCUCCUGUAGUGGGUUGUAUCCCCUGCAGAAAAAGCUAAAUAC